Aureobasidium musti is the source of this 240-nucleotide messenger RNA. Lineage: Eukaryota; Fungi; Ascomycota; Dothideomycetes; Dothideales; Saccotheciaceae. The record is from the annotation of a GenBank genome assembly.
AUGGAAGUGUUGUUCAACUUCAUGCAGUGGGUGUCAUCGUUUUCUCACAUCGAUGAAGAAUCUGGCAGCAAAAUGGAUGUCCACAAUCUGGCUACUGUGAUGGCGCCAAACAUCUUGCACUUGGGCAAACGCGAUGUUCCCUUGGAUGAUAACUUGCUCGCUAUCGAGGCGGUGCACUCCCUGAUUGAGUACAAUGAGUACAUGUGCGAGGUAAAUACACUGUCGUCGCUUGUCCAAUGA